Messenger RNA from Nasonia vitripennis (jewel wasp), 1685 nucleotides. RefSeq lists its product as uncharacterized. NCBI's taxonomy places the organism in Eukaryota, Metazoa, Arthropoda, Insecta, Hymenoptera, Pteromalidae. The record is from RefSeq and is a predicted model, not a curated record. The transcript has 8 exons. The coding region runs from base 326 to 1600 and encodes 424 amino acids.
AAUGCACAUUUACAAUUGCAAUAAAUCAAUUUCUUGUAUGUAUGUACAUAUAUUCCGAAUAGUAACUUGACUAAUUAGAAGAAUUCUCCCAUUUUUAUAUGCAAUAACGGGUAACAAAAUCUUCAAUAAAAGUCACGUACGCGAUAAUCAUUGAUAAGAUUCACCUUAGCGAGAUUCGAACCAGAUUAGAUGUUUGAGUAUUUAAUUACAUAUUAUCAAUUAAUGUUGAUCGAAUCAUUGAGUUUGAGCUAAAGCUAUCGGCAUUUCUUCAAGUUCCGUAUUCCGAAAGUGACGCUUGCUAUUCGUAACUGGCAGCGAUAUCAAAAUGAAACUUCUAUUCUGGAGUUUUGCAGCAUUGUAUAUUUUUACGUUAUUAAUCAGUGGAGGGCAAAGUGAAAAAGAUGAGAAGCCUAAUUGUGUUAUUUUUCAUAAGAAUGGCGAGGCAUUCUCAGAUGCUGAUUGGGAUAGGGGAAUCGAAAUCGACCAAAUCGAUGAUAUUACACCUGCUGGAACAAAAAUUAAAAGCUUCAAAACCGAAAAUAUUACCUCUGUUUAUACAAGCUCGGUAAAUGGUAAAUAUUCUUACCUAAGAGUACUCGAGUCCGAAGGGAAGGAUGAAGAUGAAUUUUAUAUUCAAAUUGACGACGGUUUUAGUAAAUACGAAGAAUACGAGACUGAGGAAAAGAUGACACUUUCAAUAGAGUUUGAGUGCUCAAAAGACUAUAGCUAUAGAAAUAUAGACAUCAGAAUACCUAUAAGGGAUACAAACAAUCAUUCUCCCAAAUGUUUACAAUGGGCAUACGAGUAUAAAGUGCCAAUGCCACUUCCAAAAAAUUUUGUUUUUGACACCAUUAAUCAAAUAGCAGCUCGAGACGUUGAUUUAACGAACAAAGCGAUAGACUUUGCAAUCAAAGGGCAUGACAGGUACAAUACGGCUUUUUUAAUCACAGGGCUUGAGCCUACCAAGGAAGACAAAAAAAAUUAUCCCGCAAGGUUUGAGACUUCAAUGACCAUAGAUUUCAAAGAAGAUACUAGAUUUAUUUUAACAGCAACGGAUUCUGAAGAGCCAAGGAGAACCAAGGCCUCGUCUAUUAAUUUUGUUAUUGAUAAAGCAAAUUCGUUUCCCCGCUUUGCCGAACCAGUGUAUGUCGCGGAUCUCACGCAUUUAAAGUAUGAUAAACCGGACAAGAUUUUAUUGAGAUUUUUAGGCGAUAAAAAUAUUACCUUAGACGGCGGCUAUGAGAGACCUGUAAACUUCUCAUUGACGGAUCUGUCUGAAGAAAAUAAAAAACACUUUGAGGUGACCGGCAGUGGCCCUUACGUUUAUAUCGAGAUGAAUGGUCUAACGGAUAAAUUUUUUAACCAAGUAGCAAUCAGUGCAGUCUUGACGGCCACCAAAGAAACCGCUCGAGCUCACACCGCUAUUCUGGUUGUGCUACCAGAAGUCUCCGAUAAAACUGAGGAAUCAACGGAGUCAGUCCGGAAAUCAAGUACCGAAGAUGAUUCGGCGAAUGGAUACAUGGUUUCGACGAUAAUACUUUCGCUCACUUCGGUGGGUCUUCUGGGCUACGUCAUUUACUUCCAUUUAUACAGAAGAUAAAAGAAUCUUAUAAGUUGUUACCAAUUUUUCUGGGUAGUACAAAUAAUAAAGCCUACAAUCCUACAAAAAUGUAGUUGAAUGAAAA